Molecule: messenger RNA, 1899 nt
Organism: Calliphora vicina (urban bluebottle blowfly)
Lineage: Eukaryota; Metazoa; Arthropoda; Insecta; Diptera; Calliphoridae
Product: putative mediator of RNA polymerase II transcription subunit 12
Exons: 2
Coding region: 1-1650 (549 amino acids)
Source: RefSeq, a predicted model, not a curated record
AUGCGAAUUUGUAUAGUAUUAGAAACUAUUUCAGCUCUUCUAUGCUGCUGCUAUGCAGCCGAGCAAAACACUCAAGCUCCCCAACUGCCACCGCAACAUAUUAAGGAUUUUGUGGAGCAACAUAUCAAACAUGUUAAACAACAAAUACCUUUAGUGCAGCAACAAAUUAAAGAAGGAACUCUCAAAGUAGAAAUUAAACAACCCAAUAUAAAUGGCCAACAAGUACCGCAGGAUAUCAAGGAAUUCAUUAAGGCACACAUCACACAAGUCUUGCAACAUGUUGCCAAACAGAAGCAAGAAAAACAGUUACACAUACCAUUGGUUUCUACACCCGCUCUGGGUGUACCACCUUUUGUGGUUGAAAAAAUUAAAAAACUACAAGAACAUGUUAAACAGAUAAUGGAACAGGCUGAAACUCAUAUUCCACAAGUCAUAAACCAGCAAAUUGCCCAAAGAAAGCAAAUAAAAGAUGAAGUAGAAGGGAAAAAAGUUGUUCCUUCUGUAGAAAUUCCCGACAAAGUAAAGCAGGUUGUUCAACAAGUUCAUGAACAUGUGCCACAGGUUAUUGCUCAUCAUUUAAAAACCAGAGCAACCAAUGAAAAUGUUCAGCAACAUGUACCUCAAGUGGUACAGCAACAUGUUGCUACCAAACCUGUAGUUCCUUCUCUAGUCGAAGAAAUUGUUAAACAAGUUCACACACAUGUUCCUCAAGUAAUUAGCCAUCAUCAUGCUCAGGUUCAAAAAAGAGAAGUACAAGAUAAACCUCAAGUUCCCGGUCACAUUCAAGGUAUUGUGGAACAAGUUCAUCAACAUGUACCCCAAGUUAUACAACAACAUGUUAAUCAGGUACAAAAAAAAGUCGGACAAGAAAUAGUCAUACCUGCCAACGUUCAAGGUAUAGUGGAGCAAGUUCAUCAACAUGUACCUCAAGUUAUACAGCAACAUGUUAAUCAAAUGCAAAAGAAAGCGGCUCAAGAAAUUGUAAUACCUGCUAAAGUUCAAGGUAUAGUGGAGCAAGUUCAUCAACAUGUACCCCAAGUUAUUCAACAACAUGUCUCUCAAGUCCAAAAGAAGGAAGUGCAAGCACAGCCUACAGCACCUGCACAUAUCCAAGGCAUUGUUCAACAAAUCCAUCAACAUGUACCCCAAGUUAUUCAACAACAUGUCUCUCAAGUCCAAAAGAAGGAAAUACAAGCACAACCAACAGCACCUGCUCAUAUCCAAGGCAUUGUUCAACAAAUUCAUCAACAUGUACCCCAAGUUGUAAGUCAACAUGUUGCAGCGGUCCAAAAGAAAGCCGCUCAAGAGAAACCUGUUGCACCUCCCCAUAUCCAAGGCAUUGUACAACAAAUUCAUCAACAUGUACCUCAAGUAAUUCAGCAACAUGUUGCUCAGAUGCAAAAGAAAUCAGUAGAUCCUGCACCAGCUGUAGCACAAGCCAUUAAUACCCAUGUUGUUUUGAAACACAAUGCCAAAGUACCCACAGAUAUACAAUCCAUUACUACCCAUAUUCGUAAAAAUGUAGCUCAAGUUGGGCAACAAGCUGACAAGCAGCAAAAAGAUAAUGUUGUUAAAAAUCUCAAUGUUGAACCAUCUCAUGUACAACAGGUCCAAAAUCAGAAUCAUGUUGUUCCUGUAAGAUCAUUGUAAGUCAAGAGUCCACUGCAUGUAAAACAUAUUGGCAACAAAUUAAAAGCAUCACAAACCCAUAAUAACAAUCACAUAAAAAUUAAGAACAACUUUGAAAAAAUACAUAUUUGAACUCAUAAAAUAAAUGUAUUCGAACACAUUUUCCACUUCAUUAUAUCAUAUAUGCCCAUUCGAAACAUUUCAAUCAUUAAUGUCAUGCUCAUACCUACACAACGAAUUGAAAUAAUAAAUUACUUGAUUAUAAAUACA